AUGUCACCGAGAAGCAUUGUUAUCACCGCAUCAUUAAUUCUUCGAUCAGGAGGGGCCUCAGGUAUUGGACUGGGCAUUACCCGGCACUUUAUCUCACAGCCUGAGACUCACAUCACCAUCCUCGAUAUCAACCCAAAAACCGGUUCUGAGACUCUUCAAGAACUUCAAGCCGAGCAUCCAUCAGCUAGCAUCUCAUUCGAGGAAUGCGACGUGUCUUCUUGGGAAAGCCAAGCUGCUGUAUUCGAGAAAAUAUAUGCAGAGCAAGGCAGAAUCGAUAUUGUCUUCGCCAAUGCGGGGAUUACAGAGAAGGGAAGCUUAUUGCCCGCAAAGCAUGAUGGCAACGAAGGACCACCCAAGCCAAACCUCGCUACCUUGAGUGUGAACUUGGUGGGAGCCAUAUACACUUCUUCAAACGGAUUGAUCGUCUGUACUGCCUCAAAUGCAGGCCUCUAUCCAUUCCCCAUGGCGCCGAUGUAUGCAACCACGAAAGCUGGUGUGGUCAACCUCGUACGAUCUCUGGCUCGCCCGUUGGUAGCUGAAAAGAUCCGGAUCAAUGCAUUGGCUCCUGCUGUGAUUGUCAAUAUGGUUAGCAGGAAGAGCAAAGGCUUUCGAAACAGUAGCGGCUGCGGUGACGGCGGCUGCGGUGAGGUUUCGAACUUGGGGUCUGUAAGUGCCGUCAUGGAUUCCGGCCGCUUUGAGGUUACUGUUCACUCGAGCAAAGUCGGAAAUGUUUCGUGGCGGGUUGUGCGGUGCGAAACGUGCUGUCAUCUGCAUGAUUCUGGUGGCCGGGUCCGAGGAAAGAGAUGA
Aspergillus oryzae RIB40 is the source of this 807-nucleotide messenger RNA. RefSeq lists its product as uncharacterized. Gene Ontology annotation, cellular component: cytoplasm. Lineage: Eukaryota; Fungi; Ascomycota; Eurotiomycetes; Eurotiales; Aspergillaceae. Gene Ontology annotation, molecular function: oxidoreductase activity, acting on the CH-OH group of donors, NAD or NADP as acceptor. The record is from RefSeq and is a predicted model, not a curated record. The transcript is spliced from 4 exons. Bases 1 to 807 code for a protein of 268 amino acids.